AUGAGGCAGGGGCUGCCGUUGAGCGCUGGACCCUGCAGACCACCUCGGGCUCAGUGCAUGGCAGAGUGGACCACCCUCCAGGCCCACCUGGACCCUGACGCCGCACAGGUCGGCAUGGCCGUGGCGGGCGGCCAGGACCUCGCACGCGGCAUACACGGUGAUCACCACCCCCGCGCAGUCCAGCUGACGCUUGGCUGCGGACUUUACUCCUCCGGAAGAAGUCAAGAGCGCCACGAAGCUGUGAAGAUGCUGCGUGAGGGGGUGAGUGGGUGA
Messenger RNA from Auxenochlorella protothecoides, 273 nucleotides. RefSeq lists its product as hypothetical. NCBI's taxonomy places the organism in Eukaryota, Viridiplantae, Chlorophyta, Trebouxiophyceae, Chlorellales, Chlorellaceae. The coding region runs from base 1 to 273 and encodes 90 amino acids. The record is from RefSeq and is a predicted model, not a curated record. The transcript has a single exon.